Messenger RNA from Xyrichtys novacula (pearly razorfish), 12507 nucleotides. The record is from the annotation of a GenBank genome assembly. Lineage: Eukaryota; Metazoa; Chordata; Actinopteri; Labriformes; Labridae.
UUUUAAGCGAAUUACCUGAGGAGGACCACACCAGCAUUAGCAUACUGAAGAGUGACUGCGAAGGAGUAAACUCCAGGACCAUCGCUGUUUCCAAGGAAGAGCUGAAGCUUUAGUUUGAGGGAUCUGAUGAUGAGUUACAGCAGCGGGGGACUCUUCAAUCCUGCCUACCAUGACAGUGACACUCUGGAAAUGGACAGAAGGUUUGUGUUCAUAUGAUAAUAUCAAGACAGGAGUAAAUUACAAGAGAAAAACAGGUUUAUAAAGGCAGCAAUAGAAGCACCUUAUUCGUGUUUACCUUAUUGUUUGUUACAUGUGGUUUCAGGUCUACCAACAAACCUCAACACACUAACCCUUACCCCAGGCAAGACCCUGGCUGGAGGAAUGAAAGGGAACACACACAUUACUCAUCAGCUCCACAGCCCAGCAGUGAUGGCAUUAGAGGUCAAGCUCCCUCGGGGGGCUGGCAGGAAGAGAGCUGGAGAGGGAGGGAGAGGAUCCCCAUGAGCUUCAUCUCAACGGGCCCCGGGAGUCCUUCGUGGCAACAUGACCUCAGUGAGUGGACCUGUGCUGAGGGACUACAAGACAUUAACAAAACCAUUUAAGUCCUGUGUGAAUAAUUUCAUAAUAAAGCCACAUUAUUGGGCGCUAACUAAUUGUUAUUGGCUUUAGGAAUUAGCCUUAACUCCUGAUGAUUUAUCUCAUCGCACUGAAAUGAGCCACACUGUCAUGACAAGAGCAGAUGUAAAUGUUAUUCUGAGGUAUUACAAGCCAGAGCCAAAGACUUCAUAGGUUGUUGUUUUUUUAAUUUUCAUAAAAAUUUAACUUGUUGCAUUUGCAUUUACUGUGAAUCAUAACUUUGGACUAUACAAUCUUGAAACACAGUUUGGUUUAUAUCAAGUGUAAAGCUAUUCUGACUUCUGAAAACUGUCUUUAUUGAGAUUUGAGUCCAGACUUUGAUUUUAUUCCUCCUCCUUUUUUUAGAUCACAGUACGCUCCAAAUCCUCCCCGACUCUCAGUAUGACCGAUCACCUGCUGUUCGACUUCCUUCCACAGCCUCAGGUAAUGGUUAAACUAAUCUGCCCAUUAAUGAUAGCCUCUUUUUUCACAGUCUGCACUGCAGAUUAGUUUAUUGUCUUUAUUGCAGUCUCUUGCACUCUUGUUGACGCAUCCUUGCACAGACAGAAAACUCACAGCUUUAAUAAAGUACCUCACUUCCCUGAUGAUUAAUCGGCUUAAUAGACUUGGACAAGGUAAUUAUUGAUGGAGGCCACGUGAUAAAAAAGACAAGGGACAGACAAGGAAGCAAUCACAGAAAAUAAAUCAGGUGAAAGGGUACAAGUUUGGAAAAUAGCUGAGGAGAGGGACUAACCUGAAGGUUCACUUUUCCUAAAUCAUGUCCUCUGGUGAAAAAUUUUAUUCUGCUUCAGUUUAACAAAAAAGUAAAACUCCCAGGUGAAAAUGACAGAACAAAUAAACUUAUUUUUCUGUAUACCAUCAACCUGGUCUGACACCUUCCCUCUCAUAGUUUAGUGAUGGGCAAAGCGGUUCCUUUAGAUGUACUGAAUCACUAGAAUCAGCUUACUCAAAAGAUUCGUUAAAGAGAUUCGUUCACCAAAUCACAGAGUCAUUCAGCACUUAGCAGGAGGAGCCUGUGACUCUAACUUUCUGAACUGAUACACAGCUGAACGGUUCAGGUUUCAGUUCAGAUCAUAGCUUCUGGGACCGGCAGAUGAAAGUGUCGUGUUUGCGUAGCUUUGGCAACACUCAUUUAUAGAUCAUGAUGAUGUGAAUGUACUGUUAAAAUAAUGAGGAACAACGGUCACCAUAAAAGCGUAUCCCUCAGACGAAAAUGAUUCUGGAGAGUGUAGUUCACUGUGUGAUUCGUUCACCGAGUGAUUCAGGCGUCAGUGCGUUCGGUCCCUCGCUUGCCAGCUUCUCGCCAGGCAAUGCUGCAUGUUAUGGCAUCUGCGCCGCUGACAGCUCAACUAAACUGAGAAACAAACAAAUCACUCGAGGAAGUGAUUCGGUUCUGCAGGUUCACAUAAAAGAGUCAUUAUUUAUCAUUCAUGAACGACACAACACAAACAUAUUAUUUAGAAGCACUAAAACUUCAAUUAGCGACAAGUCUUGUUCUGGAAAGCCUUGUUGCUUUUCCAGACCUGUUACUGUUUGUCUGUUUCAUGAACAACUUAAAACCUUCUCUCAGGAUCUUUAACACAUCAAACCAACAGGAUAGUGAGCUGGGGGAAAACAUCAUCUAGCAUCAUCCACCACAAACCUCAGACUUGCCCCUUGUAUGUGAUUAAACACACUAAACUUGUGGUGUGGAACGUCCUCACUUUCAGUGAGCCGUGGUUGGCACAGUAGUCCUAAACGUGUGUCAGGCUGCAUCCGUAUCAGUGAUAGCACCAGUAUCUUAAGCUCAAUCAAAGGUGAAGAUAAUAUAGGACAGUGGCUCAUAAUGUGCCCCUGUGCCUGCUCUACUCUGACUCAGCACAUUUACAAACAGUAGUUUAUCGGGAACAAGUAGAGAGACAAGAUUUAUUCUCACUAUCUCGCAGAGACACUGUUUUCCUCUAAAGCUGUGAGGCCAAAACUUCAGACUCUAACUCUUCUUGAUCGGAUAUGCAACACACUGAAAUAAACAGUGAUGUAUGUUGUCUCUAUGAUGUACAAAAGCAAAUGAGACCUUCAUGACAAGAGUGACAAUUUCGAGAUAGAGAAAUUUUAAUGCCAGUAACUGCUGAAAACAGGAGUAAAAAAAUGAGUUCAGUUGGAAGAAAGAGGGUAAGGAGGUCUGAUUAUCUGGUACGUCGACUGACCUGACAUGCAGGAAACCCUUCCUCCCUUUCUGCCGUCUCCUAAAAUCACACGUGUUUGGCUCUCAAAACAAACACAUCAAUUAAGCGAAUCAUUCGUACAAAUUGACCGAGUAAAUACACAUUUGUGUGUCCAGAUACGUGCAAAUUCAGCAAGCAGAUGAUUUUACUUACGCUUGUUUUGAACACAACAUUUAAAGGGUUACCACUUUGUCCACAGGGGGCGACAAAGUCAACACAGACAGAGAGUUCCUCACAGGAGCUUUAACGAGGGAUAUAGAAGACAGCGCAGUAAUUACAAAUUAAAACGACUUCUUAACACUAACAUUUAGCCUAAAAUUGUCUGUAGUUGAUGUAAUAUUAGCUUAUAUUAUAGCAUCUGCGCUGCUGACAGCUCAACUGAACUGAUCAUAAAUUCUCAUGUUAUGAAAAUUUAUGAUCUGUUUUAUUAUAAAAUAAUGCAAAUUAUGUUUAGAGCAAAAUCAAAAAUGCUCUUUGACUCUUUUCAAGUCAGAACAGUCCGUAUAAUCUCAGAGGUGCUUGCAAAUUUACUGUACAAGAAGCUAAAAAAGGUAUGAAGAGGAGACGUGUCUCCAUUACUGAAGUUAAAUUCUGUAAAGAUGCUAACAUAAAUCUAAAAACACGUCAAUCUUUUUUGGUUUUAGAAAAUGGUUUGUAAAGCUAUUUUUGAAGCUUAUAAGAGUGAUUGAUUAUCUGUUGUUGUGGUUUCUUUGUUUUUCUGGAGGUCGGGAGCCUAAAAAGUUGACAAUACAGGAUGGGCUUUUAUAAGCAGUCUGCUGCUGCCUUUUCAGUCAAUAUUCAACACAUGAUUCUUGAUUUAGGGAUUUUGUGUGAAAUGUCAAUAUUGUGUACAAUAUUUGGUGUUGUCAUGACUGAUUAAACGACUACUACUGCUACUACGGUGCAAGCUAAUUAGCUAAUGGGUAACAAAUAUGUUGUGUAACUUUUGACCUGAUCAAUUUGCCUUUCACUUGCUGAAAAAACGGUUCAAUAAUGAUGGAAGCAAAUAUGCUUUUGCAACAAUAACAGCACUUUUUCCCAAUCUUGAGUUUAAGACCAGAGGAAAAUUACCACAUGUGAAUAUAGUAAUUUAAAAAACAACAAACUUUACUUUUAUACCCACAGCUGCAAUUUACCAGCUGCUCUAAGUUAGUAUUUUUAAAAAUAUCAGGCUCAGAAAAUUUAUGACAAUCACCGCUGAAUGUCCUUUUUCCCCUUGUUUAUCAAAGGGAACAUGACCAUGAGAUGGAGGGGAACAACAUUAAGAAGGAUGAGCAUGUUUCCCAGCACUGAUCCUGCCUACCAAGCUUUCACAGAGGACGCUAUCAGAGACGAGAUGGAAAACGGUAAAGCCUCUGACCUGGUGUUGUGCAACUGGAACAGCAAUGUUGCACCUUAUCUGCAUCCUGCACCUGUGUUCAGAUCUAAAGAUUGUUAUUUUGUGUGUGACAGAGGAACAAAAACUGGUGCAGGAACUUGUUGCCCAGUCAACAGGAGACGGAAUUCGUGCCAUUCGGGACCUUCCAGUGAGCUUCAGAGAGAAAAAACAUAUCAGGUGGGUUUGAACAGACUAGCAGUAAAAGAAGCAAACUUCCUUGUCAGUAUCAAGGCAUGUGGUUAAUCUUUACACCGAGCUUAGAGCCGUAAAAAUAAGUAGUCUACGAAUGUCCAAAGACAAGGUGGUACUGUUCGGUUGCAAAAUAGUUCACUGGAGGAAAAGUUACAUAAAUGUGAGCAAACACGAAACACACCGCUCCCUUUCCUCAAGAAACAUGAAGUGCAAAUGCUUCUCUGUGUGCUGCAGGAAACAUUUUAAUGUUGUUAUAACCUCUAACAGUUAUGCAUUACCUCUGCAGGAGUCAAGUGCUGGCUUUUAAAUCUGCAGAAAAAUCACACCACUUCACAUGUUUGGCAGAGUGUUCGAAGAGAGUGUCAUCAGUGAGUGUUCAACAGAUCAUAUAACAAAAUGCCUUGAAGUUAAACAUCUUAUCAUAACCUUUUUGUUUUGUCUAAACUCUACAAAAACUGUCCUCUCAGUCUUUCCGUAGGCUUGGCUACAGUGUAAAUUCAACCAAGCAGACCCUGGAGUUGUGGCAGGGAGUUAUGAAAGAGAUCGGCGGCAAGUUCGGCACCAGCGUCCUCUCCUAUUUUGUGAUCCUCAGGUGGUUGCUCAUGUUCAACGUUUUAUCCUUCCUCGUCAAUUUUUGCUUCAUCACCAUCCCGAUGCUCGUUCAUAAUCUGUCACCUAACAUCCCUACAAAUGUGAGCUUCAGAGGACUGGAGUUACUGACGGGAGCUGUAAGUGGAGGCGCAUAUUACAUAACAUACAUAAUAAACCUUUUUAUAGACAUUUAUAAACAUUUUUAUGGAGACACGGCCUUUUAUAUCCUCCCAGAUCUUAUUCUAGAGUACUGAAACUGCCUAAGUGAGCAUGUUUGUAUUAAUAACGGAUGAUUUUUUUUUUUAAAAAGGGUGACUUUCGGGGUAAAAUCACUAUUUGCUAAUGAAUUGCAGCACAAAUGAGUAACUGCAGUAACUUUAGUCAAAUGUAGUAAAGUCAAAUAUUCUCUACAAUGUUUUAGUUAAGUUCUGAUUUUAAUGACAAAUCAAAAGUUCACUUGAAAGCUCCUCCGUAAUAUGAGUGAAUGUGAUUAAAUUAGGGUGACCAUAUUCUGAAUCCCCCCAAAAAAGAGGACACUACUACACGGGGCGGAAUUGUUCACGAGCCAAAUUUUGAGGGUUUUUCAGAUUGGGUCGAGUGUUUUUUAUGUGCUUCUAAGUUAAACACAUAAAUGUCAUCAUUUUUUUAUCUUUUAAAAAAAGAACAUUUUAUCUCAUCUUUUAUUUUUCACUGGCAGAAACGGGCUGCCAUACAAAACCCCAGGAAUUCAAAGAAUUUUAAAAACUUCCCCUGGACGGGCCGGACAGCCCCCCAAAAGAGGAUGUAUGAUCACACUAAUUAAAUGCAAGUUUCUUAAUUGUGUUUUUAAAUUUCCAGGGCUACUUCACUUACACAACCAUGUAUUACGGAGGCUACAGCAAUGAAACCCUGGGACAUCUGGUGCAGUACGACAUGCAGCUGUCAUAUUUCUUCACUAUUGCUGUGUACAUGGUACUCUGUGGGAUAAUACUCAUCCUGAGGUUAGUAACUUUGUGUGUAUUACAACUAUAGACUGUAUAUACUAUGGACAACUUGGCUCCGCCUUCCGCCAUUAUACGAAUUUGAAGCCGAAUUGCUCUCGGUAUUUCUGGGAUUUUCUCUACUUCCUGGAACCACCACUUGCGCAGUAGCAUUGAAUACAUCUUCACCCAGAGAGGAAGCAAACGCUGUUCAUUGUAUAUACAGUCUAUGAUUACUAUGGAACAACACCAAUGACAUUUUCCCACAUCUCUUUAAAUUAACGAAUAUGAUUUCUAAAAUCUGACUUUGUCUUUUCGCAGCAUGGCCAGCUCCUUCAAGAGAAACUAUGUACUAGCGGAUCCAGUUUCCAACAGUGCGUGGCAGCUUCUGUGCAGCUGGGAUUUUAGUAUAACUAAUGAGCGAGCAGUGAAGCAGCGCAAGAACAACCUGCGUGUCCAACUCAAGGUGACUGUUAGUCUGUUGCAAACCUGCUUUAAACGCAAAGUAGGGAAAAGGAGAUGUGUUUUACACCAUGCCUCAUAUUAUCGGGAAGCAUAGAGUACACCAACUUUAAUUUCCAUCCUACUUUUUCAUUAAAGUCCCACUCUGAUCGGUUUUUUUUUUUUCACUACUUAAAGUGUUAUCAGUGGUCUUUAAGUUGUGAUUAUUAAGUUUUUAGCCAAAAUCAUGUUACCUGUUUCAUUUUCAAGAGCUUUUCUUCAGCAGAGCUUCAGCUCAUUAGCGAUUCGCCUCUGAGGCUGCGCUGCGUUGCACAAUCCUCUUCAUGCUAGCAUGUAGCCUAAUGUUGCCAGUGUCGUAGAAGAAGCAGGUAACAUAGGAGUUAUUCAGCUCUCGAACACUAACAUCUUUAGAAGCAUGACGAAAGUUAAUAUCAUAAUUAGCUUUUUUACGAACAUUGCAAUCCACUUGCGCACACACUGGUUCCGCAAUUGUCCUCUCUACUCUUAUGAGUGUGGCCUGUAUAAUGGGGCUCUGGGGGCGGAGCUUGGAUUUGUGACAUAGAAAAUCUCACUGUAUCUGAGCCUGCAGUUUGGGUCUGCCAGAGAUUCACAGAGAUGAUAUAUCCUGUAGCAUCAGAAAAGUGUCAUAUGAACAUGCAGACAACAAGAAAAACAUGAUUUUCAUAAGAGUGAGACAGAAAAGUAAUCAAGUAAUAAUCAAACAGGUCUGAGGUAAAUCCCUGCUUAAGAUGUUUCAUUGUUUUUGGCGUCUUUCAGGAGUCUUUGUCGGAGAAGGCCCAGGGGGAACAGCUGACUCUCUCUGAGAAACUCAAGAAGUUAGGGGUUCAUCUGGGUUCCUGGCUCCUCUCCACCAGUCUGGCUGCUGGCUGUGCGGCUGGCAUCUAUUACCUCUGCCAAUAUGAAGAGGAGGUAGUACCCAUGACGGAAUAAUUCAACCUGCUGUCAGACUCUAAACUCUGAAUAAUGAAACGUCAGAUCUUGACCUGUUGAAAUGAUUUUUACAAGCAUGUUCAGAGAAACUGAAAAUACGUGACGACAUUUUAGGUUGUUUGGUCUCAGAGAUACCUUAUCAGCAGGUGUCACAAGCUAGGACUUACUGACAGUGUUUCAUCAUGUCAUUUACCGGCAGUGCAGGGUUUGAACUGUUUUAUUGAACCUGGUUGGUAUCUGACGCUAUCCUGAUCGGAAUUCCAUCUGUUAUCUUUAUAGAGGACAACAGAUGACGCCAACCAGUCCCUGCUGGAAGAGGCGAAGACUCUCCUGGUUCCCUUUGUGGUGUCAGUGAUGAAUCUGGUUGUGCCGCUCUUCUACUCCCUCUUCAACAAGUUUGAGCUCUACUCCAGUCAGCGCAAACAGAUCUACGCUCUGGUCGUGAGGUUAGCACCAACAUGCACUGUUCCGAAUAAGCUCAGGAAAUGUGCACUUUAUUAUCUUCUCAGUCUGUAACCCAUUGGCUGAAAGACUGCUGUCUCUUCCUCUUGCAGAAACGUGCUCCUCAAGAUGUCCGUUUUGGCCGUCUUGUGUUAUUACUGGAUGAAUGUGGUGGCGAAAAAGUUUUCAGUAAGACAGAGACCUGUUCUUCUAAACUCUUAUUAACCACACAAAUGUUUAUUCAUUCAUAUGAUUGAUUGAUUUUCCAAGGAAGUGUAUUUUAUUCACUAACAAACAAAAAGGGAAACUGUUUUUGGGGGAUUUUUUUUCCACACUACACUUCUGUAAUUUUCCCUGUUCUCCUCAGUGUUGGGAGUCUGUGGUGGGACAAGCUCUGUACCGUCUGGUUAUUUUCGAUUUCUUCUUCCUAUUGUUGGGAUCCUUCUUUGGGGAGUUUCUUAGCAAGUGAGUAUCUGACCAGAAUCUUCACAGGAGUACAAAUGUUUUAAGUGGACCUGAAAAUCAAAAUUAUGUCUCUCUGACAGUGUGAUCGGGACCAGAUUAAUACGCCGUCUUGGCGUUCCAGAGUUUGACGUUGCAAGAAAUGUCCUGGAGCUGAUCUAUGCUCAGACUCUGGCCUGGUAAGAGCAGCUAUUUCUGCCGCCUGGUUUGUGUUUCCUCUCCUGGUCUCAGAUCCGGUCCGCUCUUACACUGUUUUCUUUCUCCAGGAUUGGGAUCUACUUUGCUCCUCUGCUGCCCGUCAUCCAGAUUGUGAAGUUUUUCAUCUUGUUUUACCUAAAGAAGGUAAAUCCAGGUUUGGGUGACUGUAAACUGAACUGCUCUGGUUACUCAGAUACAAUGCCAUGACUGCUGAGGCUGCUCUAUGUACUUUCAAAGGGUCAUGUUACUCUAUAGGACCCGGUUUAAUAAUUGAUUGAAAUCCUUCAACCACAAUAGUGACAGUCUUGUUUUGGUUACGGGAAAACCAGGCUGGUUUUGGAUUGAUCGGUUAAUCUUUUGUUUGCACUAAAGAAGUCAGGACUGGUCACUCUUGGAUGAACUGAACGCACAUGACCGGUUAUUUGACCGGGUCCCUGCUCGUUGCAUGAUUAAUGAACACGAUGAAAGACCUUUAAAGUCAUGCUGAGAUCUUCAUGGUCUCUUUUGUGAGGGUAAACAGAUAUGAAGUUCAUGCUAAUAUGGAAUAGUGGUGAAUGUGUGUCCCAUUCUCAGUCCCUUUUUCAAUCACCCUCUCAGGUCAGCCUGACACAGAACUGCCAACCACCACGUCGCUCUGGGAGAGCAGCGCAGAUGCAAACCAUCUUCAUCGCCCUCCUCUUCUUCCCUUGUUUUGUGGGAGCUCUGUCUAUGGUUGCAUACACCGCCUGGAGGUUCGAGCACACCAUGAAACUCUAGAUCAUUAUAACUUUGGCAUAAGUUAUCAACAUCCCAAUAGUUGAGACAUGUGGAAAAAAAUGUCGCUCUCGUUUUGUGCACCUUCUCCUGUUUAGUCUCACUCCGUCAGAACAGUGCGGUCCUUUCCGAGGGCUCAACAACACCUUCAGUGUGGUUGGAGUUUGGAUAGAUGAUCUGCAGGAGACCGAUGACCAUGACUGGGCUGUCUGGAUCUACCAAAACAUCAUCAGAAGUGAAAUCUUCUACUUUUUUGUCACUCUUAUCAUCAUGUAAGUGAAGAGUGUUGGAAGUAAAUGUGUUUUUUUUCACUGAGCCUGGGCCUGCAGAUUAGAUAGAAACCCAGUCGAUAUUUGUCUAGGGCACAUGGCUACUUUUAAUUAAAGGGAUAUUCCGGCGUAAAUUUAAGUUAUGGUCAAACACACCGUAACACCGAGUUAGACCCCCCUGGAGAGAUGAAUGUUGCCGACAGCUUGCUUGUCUAGUUAUACCAACUUUAGUAAUGACCGUACGAUAGCAAUACACAGCGGUCUAUGUCUCCUUGCUCAAACCUCAACCAAAACGCCACUAUAUAGCCACAAAUAAUGCUCAGAACAGCACCUAACUUCAUCAACAGUACAUAUAGGGUCCCAGACAUAGUACUAGCCAUCAAACAUCUUUUUAGCUUUGCCUGAUUUCUUUAGCAAAGAGACUAAACACAACUCACCUACUCUCUUCAGGCAGCCGCUUGUUUGUUAGGGAACCCUGAUGAGUCAAUCACAGAGUGCAGCAGAACAUUUAUGAUUAUUACUUCAUGGAAAUGCAAUCAGCCCCAGACGCUAAGGCAGAAGAACUACCAGGUCUGCAGUGCACAUACAAGAUUCACAAGAACCCUGGUUGCAUAAUCAUAAAUGUUCUUCCUUGAGCUGCAAAACUCCGCUGCACUCGGUGAUCGACUCAUGAGAUUAAAAGUUAAUUUUAACCUUAAAAACUGUAAAUUCAGAACCAUGUGCAGCUCAGUAUUAUGGGACAAAUUUGGUAAGGGGUUUUAGAAACGCUUUAAAGAACAAAUAUGAGAAUCAUUAGACUAAAUGUUAUUAUAUUUACCUCGGUCUGUCCUCCACAAGCUUUAAUGAUACAGAGUGAGUCAUCUAAAGCAAUGAUGCAAACUAAAUCAAAGCUGUCAUGUUGAGUCCAAAUCAGUUCUCCUCUCCCCUCAUGUGCUUGUAAGGUGUUCAGGGUAACUAAGCUCUUGUUCCAUCACUGAAUCAGUAAUACGGAGUAACCAUGGUGAUCUUUUCAGCGAACUGAAUCCUACCCCGCAGUCACACUGUGUCUCUGCUUUUAUUGACAUUUAUUCAACUUUUAUUCAGCCUCAGACUCUUACAGUGUUUGCAGAGAAUGAGUGUGUGCACAUUAUCCGUCUUUUUUUAUGAGUUAUGUGAACAAUUUCUAAAAUAUUCACAAUAAUAAUCAUUACAUCCUCCUUUUUAGGAUUGUCAUAUACAUCUUCUGGCAAAUCACUCGGGGACGCAAGCAGCUUAUUUCUCAACUGAGGCAACAGAUUGUGAACGUGAGUGACCCUUUAAAAAUGUCACGCGAGUUCGCUCUUGUUUGUUUGAGCUUUCCUUUUGUUAUCUUCUGGUUUGUUUAUCCUCUCACUGUACUCCAAAUUGAAAUCUACUUAUGUGUGUGUGUGUUUUCUUUUUUUUUCAUUUCCUUUUUUUCCCUCUCUCUCUCUCCUUUGUUUUUGUGUUGUUUGUUUUGCUCCCACCAGGAAGGGAAAGAUAAAUCUUUCUUGUUAGACAAACUCCAGAAUCUGCAGAAAUGUCAGCCCAAGAAGAAACACAAACAGAAGAAUCACAAAAAGGUUUGUUGUUAAAUUAUCUCACGCUUACUCACUUCCCUCCCUGAGUUUUGUUAUCAGCCUCAGUACAUAUUUUGUCUCGUCCUCUCAGCACACCGAGCAGCGUCCUCACGACAGCUCGCCGAAUGGUCAGCCCCACUCUAAUGCUAUGGUUCAAGCUUUACUGGCUCGACAGCGGCUUGAAGAGGAGGAGGGCCGCAGGACGAGCAGAGUGUCUGUUCCAUCUGACAUCUCCUCCUCCAGCAGUCUGGCUCAGGCCAUGUUAGCCCGUCAGAGAGCAGAGGCUUCGGAGAGAGGGGAAUUCUUCAGCACAACAGGUUUCUCUGAAAUCCCCUUAAACACAUCCAACGCUGUCACACAGCCGAUGCAAGACAGACGAAGAGCAGGGGAGUACAGAGCAGACGAGGCAGAUGGCCUGUCAUCUUCUGUGUCGAGUGUUAUGAUGCAAGUCAUGCAGGCCAGGCAGAGAGCGGAGGAGGAGGACAGAUUUCAGUGGGCCGCCGCUCCUCAAGGAAAUUCAGCUUCUGCAGGAUCCAGUGCUCUCAUACAGGCCAUGCUGGCCCGACAGCAAGCCCAGAACGAGUUUGAUGAUGGAUACUGAGCAGCGGGUCCAGCAUUUGUUUUGUUUUUUUCUGUCUACCAAGAACUUUUGUCAUGAAUACAUGAUUUAGCGCAACUGUAAAUACAUAAAUAAGGGGAUUGCAAUACAUCUAGCUAGGAAUGGGCGAUAAAAUACCAUUCAUGAAAAAUCCUCCAUGGUAAAUAUUUGACAUCUCAUGAUAAAUGCAAGCGAGCGAGCGACGGACUCACAGCCGUAGCCCACACAGAGCAGAAUAACAAACAAACAUGGAUGAAGGUAAUGAAGAAGACGUUCCAUGUUACUGAACGAAGCUCCACAUGAGGGAUUUCCUUCAAGAUUGGGGUUUAGACGAGUGAAACAGGUCUGCCUGACAUCGGACAGAGGAUCUGCUGCUGUUCACUCUGUGCAAUAAGAGUUUUUUAACAAAUGUUUAAACAGUUUUCACUUGUUUGAUGUCAUUCGUUUGCUCUAUAACCCACCACUCAAACUUGUGGUUAAGUUUCUUAUUUGACGUCUCCAACUGGUGUUCUCAAGACAAAAUGAGUCAAAAAUACAGAUUGGAAUUAUAAUAUUUUUUAUCAUUAUCGCCAGAAAGGUAAAUCUUUUCGUAUAUCCUAUAUCGCCCAUCCCUACACCCAGAUCAGAUGUACAUAAAAGAAGAGCUCAGAUACCUUUUGUAGCAGGACUAAGAGAGAGUGCAGGUCCACCUUCUCCUUUUUUUUUUUUUACAAAUAUAUUUUGAUAGUUUCACUUUCUGUGACAGUGUAUGAGCAUUAGAUGAUAAAUUAAUAAUGUAAAUUAUGAGCUACAGGCCCUACAGUGCCAUUUUAGAUAGACAUUUCUGUAUAUGUGGA